AUGGCAGCCACCACGAAGACGGUCCUCAUCACCGGCAGCACGCGCGGCAUCGGUCUCGCCUUCGCCGAGUUCUACGUGAACGCCGGCUGGAACGUCAUCGGCACGGCUCGGGCGAACAGCAACACCGAUAAGCUUGCUGCCCUCUCGCCCUUCAAGAUCAUCACCCUGGACGCGGGUGACGAGGCGACUGUGCUCGAGGCGGCUCGCCAGUUGGAGGGUGUCCCCAUCGACCUGCUGAUCAACAACGCUGGCGUCGGUCUAUACUCGUCGUUCGAGACGGUCGCCAAGGACGUCAUCAUGAAAUCCAUCGAGGUGAACGCUGUCGGUCCAUUCCUCGUCACCCGCGCGUUUGUGCCAAACCUUAAGCUUGCCGCCAAAGCCGAGAGCCCCGCCACCGUCUUGCAGAUCUCGUCCAUCCUGGGCAGCAUCGCCAGCAACAAGGACGAGUACGCCCAGUUGUUCCGCGGCCAGUACGGCUACACCACGUCCAAGGACACGCUCAACAUGAUCACGCGCUCGCUCGCCAUGGACCUGCGCGAGAGCAACGUCACGGUCGUGACCAUCAACCCCGGAUACGUAUCCACGGACAUGAGCAACCACCAAGGAGUGAUUCAACCCGCCGACUCGGUCAAGGCCAUGGCCGACAUGGUGGCCAAGCUCUCGCUGGAGGACUCAGGCAAGUUCUUGAACGCCGACCCCGCGAUCCCUUCGACGGAGCUCCCGUGGUGA
Messenger RNA from Phytophthora sojae, 729 nucleotides. RefSeq lists its product as hypothetical. The transcript has 2 exons. Lineage: Eukaryota; Oomycota; Peronosporomycetes; Peronosporales; Peronosporaceae. The record is from RefSeq and is a predicted model, not a curated record. The coding region runs from base 1 to 729 and encodes 242 amino acids.